Messenger RNA from Perognathus longimembris pacificus (Pacific pocket mouse), 4455 nucleotides. It is a transcript of the gene Crb2, whose product is annotated as crumbs cell polarity complex component 2. Gene Ontology annotation, cellular component: protein-containing complex; plasma membrane. Gene Ontology annotation, molecular function: calcium ion binding. Bases 1 to 3930 code for a protein of 1309 amino acids. Gene Ontology annotation, biological process: heterophilic cell-cell adhesion; establishment or maintenance of epithelial cell apical/basal polarity. The transcript has 12 exons. NCBI's taxonomy places the organism in Eukaryota, Metazoa, Chordata, Mammalia, Rodentia, Heteromyidae. The record is from RefSeq and is a predicted model, not a curated record.
AUGUUGGCCCUUGGGCUGGCAGACCCUCCAGUUCUGAGUUUAGGUCUCUGCAGCUUGUGGCCGCCCUGGCCCUCCAUGCCAGCCCCGCAGCGCUGCAGUCUGGGGUCUGAGGCUGGGCUGGGAGUGCGGGCUGGGGUGGCCUGCGGUCCCUUUGUGCCCUGCCCAGCUGAGCUUCCUCUUUCUACAGAGACGCUGCCUUCAGAGCCUCCGAGUCCCUGUGCCUCAGACCCAUGCGCCCCAGGGGCUGAGUGCCAGGCUACGGAGAGUGGAGGCUACACCUGUGGCCCCCCAGAACCUGGGGGCUGUGCCACUCAGCCAUGCCACCACGGCGCUCUGUGCGUGCCCCACAGUCCGGAUCCCAAAGGCUUCCGCUGCUACUGCGUGCCCGGUUUCCAGGGUCCGCACUGUGAGCUGGACAUUGACGAGUGUGCGUCCCGGCCCUGCCACCAUGGGGCCACCUGCCACAACCUGGCUGAUCGCUAUGAAUGCCACUGCCCGCUCGGCUAUGCAGGUGUGACCUGCGCGGAGGAGGUGGACGAGUGCGCCUCGGCACCCUGCCUGCACGGGGGCUCGUGCCUGGACGGCGUGGGCUCCUACCGCUGCGUGUGCACGCCGGGCUACGCAGGUGCCAGCUGCCAGCUGGACAUCGACGAGUGCCAGAGCCAGCCGUGUGCCAACGGGGGCGUGUGCCACGACCUGGUCAAUGGGUUUCGGUGCGACUGCGCUGGCACGGGCUACGAGGGCGCGCGCUGCGAGCAGGAGGUGCUGGAGUGUGCGUCGGCGCCCUGCGCGCACAACGCCACCUGCCUCGACGGCCUCGGGAGCUUCCGCUGCCUCUGCUGGCCAGGCUUCAGCGGCGAGCGGUGCGAGGUGGACGAGGACGAGUGCGCGUCGGGCCCCUGCCGCCACGGGGGCCAGUGCCUGCAGCGCUCCGACCCCGCGCUCUACGUCCCCGGCGCCUUCGACUUCCGCCACGCGGCCGGCUUCUGGUGCCGCUGCCCGGCCGGCUUUGAGGGGGAAGACUGCGGCGUGGACGUGGACGAGUGCGCCUCGGGGCCCUGUCUCCGCGGAGGCCGCUGCCAGGACCUGCCCAACGGCUUCCAGUGCCACUGUCCAGAGGGCUACGCAGGUGUGGCAUGUCAGGAGGACGUGGACGAAUGCCUGUCAGGGCCCUGCCUCCACGGUGGAACCUGUGAUGACAAAGUGGCGGGCUACAUCUGCCGGUGCCCAGAGGCCUGGGGUGGACACGACUGCUCCGUGCGGCUCACUGGCUGCCAGGACCACGCCUGCCCUCCGGCUGCCACCUGCAUCCCCACCUUUGAGUCUGGGGUCCACAGUCAUGUCUGCCGCUGUCCGCCAGGCACCCACGGAUCUUCCUGUGGCCACAAUACCACCUUCUCGGUCGUGGCUGGCAGCCCCGUGCAGGCGUCGGUGCCAGCUGGUGGCCCCCUGGGCCUGGCCCUGAGGUUUCGCACCACACUGUCUGACGGGGUCUUGGCCAUGCGCACGGACACCCAGGACAGCUUGGAGCUGGCCCUGGUGGGGGCCACACUCCAAGCCACGCUCUGGAGCCGGGGUGCCCUGCCCCUCGUCCUGAGACUGCCGGGCGCAACCCUCGGCGAUGGCCGCUGGCACCAGGUGGAGGUGGAGCUCCGCCUGGGGACCCUGGACCUCCGGCUCUGGCACGAGGACUGCCCUGCCCAGCUCUGUGUGGCCUCCAGCCCUGUGGCCCCAGGUCCUGUGGCAUCCGUGGCCCCAGGGCCCGCGGGGCCCUGCACCGCACAGCUGGGGGGCUCUGCCUUUGCAGGCUGUCUCCAGGACGUGCGCGUGGACGGGCACUGGCUGCUGCCCGCGGAUCUGGGCGAGGGCGUCCACCUGGGCUGCGAGCGCCACGAGCAGUGCCAGCCCUCACCGUGCGCCCACGGCGGGACCUGCGUGGACCUGUGGACGCGCUUUCACUGCACCUGCCCGCGGCCUUACAGCGGCCCCACGUGUGCUGACGAGAGCCUGGCUGCCACCUUUGGCUUGGGGGGCGCCUGGAGCGCUGCCUCCUUUCUGCUCCCCGAGCUGCCAGGCCCCAACCUCACCGUGUCGUUCCUCCUGCGGACGCGGGAGCCCGCUGGCCUGCUGCUUCAGUUUGCCAACGGCUCGGCGGCCGGGCUGACGGUCUUCCUGAGCCAGGGCCAGAUCCGGGCGGCCGUGCCCAGUGGCCCUGCUGUGGCGCUCCCCGGGCGCUGGGAUGAUGGGCUCCGCCGCCUGGUGACACUGAGCUUCGGGCCCGAGCAGCUGCAGGGCCUGGGGCAGCAGGUGCACGUGGGUGGGGGCCCAGCGCCUGCCGACCCCCGGCCCUGGGGUGGGCCCUUCCGAGGCUGUCUCCAGGACCUGCGGCUGAACGGCCUCCACCUCCCCUUCUUUCCUCGGCCGGUGGGGAACUCUAGCCAGGCCACUGAACCCCAAGAGCCUGGUGAGCUGGAGGCCAGCCGGGCCUGGAACCUCACCCGGGGCUGCGUCUCCGAGGACACGUGCAGGCCAGACCCCUGUCUCAAUGGUGGGACUUGCAUCGUCACCUGGAACGACUUCCAUUGCACCUGUCCUGACAACUUCACGGGGCCCACAUGUGCCCAACAACGGUGGUGCCCUAGCCAGCCCUGCCUCCCGCCUGCCACCUGUGAGGAGGUCCCAGAUGGCUUUGUCUGUGUGGCGGAGGCCACGUUCCGCGAGGGUCCCCCGGUUGAGUUCCGCGUGCACAACGCCUCUGCGGGGCGCUGGCGGGGCGAGGUGUCGCUGGCCUUCCGCACGCGCGACACGGACGCGGGGCUGCUGCGCGCGGGGGCCGGGGCCGGCGUGUGGCUGGCGGUGCGCAACGGCUCGCUGGUGGCCGGCGUGCGCCACGCCGAGGCGGGCGCCGCGCUCCCCGAGCCCGGGCCGCGCGUGGCCGACGGCGCCUGGCACCGCGUGCGCCUGGCCCCCGGGGCGCCCGCCUCGGAGCGCUGGCUGCUGUGGCUGGACGGCGCGGCCACGCCCGUGGCGCUGCGCCCCGCGGGCGACCUGGGCUUCCCGCAGGGCCCCGGGGCGGCGCGCAUCCUGUUGGCCGAGAACUUCACGGGCUGCCUGGGCCGCGUGGCGCUCGGUGGCCUCCCGCUGCCCCUGGCGCGCCCGCGGCCCGGCGUGGCCCCCGCACCCCCGGAACACUUCGCGGUCUGGCCUGCGGCGCCCGCCCCGCGCCUGGGCUGCAGCGGAGCCCCGGUGUGCGCGCCGUCGCCCUGCGCGCACGGCGCCUGUCGCGACCUCUUCGACGCCUUCGCCUGCGCCUGCGCCCCGGGCUGGGAGGGGCCGCGCUGCGAGACUCGAGCCGACCCGUGCCGCGCCAGGCCCUGCGCCCACGGGCGAUGCCAGGCGCGCCCGGAGGGGCGCUUCGAGUGCCGCUGCCAGCCUGGCUUCGCGGGCCCGCGCUGCAGGCUGCCGGUGCUGCCAGAGGAGUGCAGCCUCAACUCCACCUGCCUGGAUGGCGGCCUCUGUGAGGCGGCGGCCCAGGGCACCAACUGCAGCUGCCACGAGGCCCUUGCUGGCCGAGGGUGUCAGAGUCCGGCGGCGCUGGCCUGCAAAGCCAACCCCUGCUUGAAUGGGGGCACCUGCCGGGCCGCAGGCGGGGCGGUCCAGUGCUCCUGCCGCAUCGGCUUCUCUGGCCAGUUCUGUGAGGUUGUGAAAGGCCCGCCCCCGCCCCUGCCCUUCCCGCUGCUGGAGGUGGCCGUGCCCGCAGCCUGCGCCUGCCUCCUCCUCCUCCUCCUGGGCCUCCUGUCUGGGAUCCUGGCAGCCCGAAAACGCCGCCAGUCGGAAGGCACCUACAGCCCAAGCCAGCAGGAAGUGGCUGGAGCCCGGCUGGAGCUGGACAGUGUCCUCAAGGUGCCCCCUGAGGAGAGGCUUAUUUAGGCCAGCCUGGUUACCCACACCGUGCCCUGGAAGUCCUGCAGGACACCUAUCUCCCUGGAAACCCACGGGGGUCGCUCUCAGGGCCCGGGACACCCCCCCCCCGGGAGUGUCCCAUGUGUGGCGGCCCUGCCUCCGCCCCACGGUGGGCCUGGGGGAGCGGGGCAUCUCGAGAAGCAGGGAGGGGCCUGUGAGGUUCCUCUCCGACCUGCUGGGAUUUGCCGUGGCCGGUGUGCAGCUGGAGGACGUGUGGGCGCACAUGGCGUGUCAGGAGUGCAAGUUCUCGCGGGGCUCACUGGCGCGGGGAUGUGAUCUCACGGGGAAGUGGCUGCUCCACGUCUAGGAUCAAACUGUACAACUAGGACGGGGCAGCCCAAGGCUGCAUGUGUGCCAGCAGACCAGGGCAGUGCUUACCCACGCUCCGGGGCCUCAGCUCUGGCAUCUCCUGCCACCUCCCAGGGCAAAAGCCCCUGCCCCGGAGAAGGCGGGGAGGCGCCGUCGGUGGAGGAGGGCUCUCGGAGGUGUCGU